Seminavis robusta is the source of this 1326-nucleotide messenger RNA. The record is from the annotation of a GenBank genome assembly. NCBI's taxonomy places the organism in Eukaryota, Bacillariophyta, Bacillariophyceae, Naviculales, Naviculaceae.
UAUUUUUUCUUGGUUUAGGGUUAAUCUUGUCAUUGCUCUCAAAGAACUUUGGAGCGUUGCUCAUGAAGUCCUCACAACUUGCUUGGUGAGAACAGAGAAGCAGGCAAAGAAGAAAGAGAGCGACAGCAACAUCACACAAGCUAAAAGGAGAGCUCUCCACCACAGUUCUUCGUCAAGAGUGAAAGAUUCGUCGCAUCGCAAUCGUAAGAAUGGGAAGUUGUCAUAGCCGCUUGCAAGGUGGACGACUCGACGAGUCGGCAAGCACGGCAGUAACGGCAUGCACUCAAUCAUCGACCAAAUCUGCUGCUGCUGUUUCAUCGAUCGUUGCAGAUUUGAUCUGCGCCAUUACACUAGAACUACCGGUAGAUCCGGUCACUGCUGAAGACGGAAGAGUCUAUGAACGCUCGGCUAUUGAGAAACAUGUCAAGGUGGCUCGUCGAAACGGUCGACAGCUGAAAUCGCCACUCACCAAUGAACCCAUGGGCGAGUCCCUCUUGCCGGCGCCUCAUAUGCGCAAUCACAUUGAAGCGUUGAUCCAAAGUGGAGUGAUCAAUGACGACGUACUCUCCCAGCAUCGCAAGGAAAACAGGGCAAAGGAAGACUUGCUGAAAAAGGCCCACGACGGACAUGUCGAGUCGAUACAGACUGUGGCCUUUUACUACUACGCGGGACGCCGAGGGUUUGUUCAAGACUACAAGAAAUCCCUUGAAUGGUCGAAGAAAGGACAUGUUGCCGGAAGCACGAUUUCUACUGCUUUUCUGGGAGAGGCUUUUCUCUACGGGUACGGGACAAAACCCAACAAUAGUGAAGGACUCAUGUUUCUCGGCUUGGCCGCGGCAAGAGGAAGUAACUUUGCAGCAUAUUUGCUCGCCAAAGCUCUAACGUAUGGGUACUUUGGUAUGGCCGUCGACAAAGAAGAAGCGACACGUUGGAUCAAAAAGGUGGUGAAGAAUGAGUGUGCCAUCAAACACCUCAACGAGAUUGGAAUGCAGAAUGCAAAGAGUCUAUGGAACGAACUCUCUUCUUGUGUCACCGCCGACUGUUGAUUGGAGUAGUGAUUCAGACGACUUCGCGCCCUUGGGCAAGUCAUUUUUGAGUUGGAAUAGGGUCUUUCUUGCACUUACCCAAGAAACUCCCUGCACGUGACAAAUCACAAAGAUAACUAACUGUGCACGAGGCUUCUUCACUUCAUUGACGGAAAGCUAGAAAUGUGAUUCUUCAACGGACAUGAUCUUUCAAAGCAUGUUUACGGCUGGUCUCGACACGUUACUUCUAACCAGCCUCUAUGUACAAGUUAAUAAGUUCUAACUACCUCUGUGAUCCCAG